AUGUUGGUCAGUAACCCCCACCUGCUAACACUGGAUGAAGCAGAUGCCACUUGGGCCCUCAUCAAGGAUAAGGUCAUCGAGGAGCGUUUUGGGUCCAAUGUAGUGGCAGUACCUUUCCUGUCGGAUGCAGCCUACUAUGAUCUACUGGGCGUGCUAGUGAAACAGUCCCGUCGAGCCCACACCCGCCUAACUUUGCCAGGCCGGCAGGGCCGAAGGGCACUGCAAUCAGUAGGGCUGCUACCAAAUCUUCUAGAACAGGCAGGGUCUGAGGGUGUCUUUGCCCACUGCACUCGGGAAUACUCACCAAAUGGCCGAGCCGAGAUAGCCUACGAAGAAAUGCGAAUGUUGGAUGGGCAGCCCUGCCGGAUCCGCCUACAUAUGGGAGGCCUGCGCAAGAAGGUUGCCUUCCUUCUGCUACCGCCAGGGCAGGUGAGCCUACAGCAGAAUCUUCCCUGGAUCCGAAGCACCCACAGCAUCUACGUCAUCUACCAGGUCUUCUCCUGCACCUGGCUGCAGCUAGGGCUGUUACCAACAGCCCGUGAGCCCCAGCUGCUCCGGUUACAGCGGUCACUACCUAUUGCUUUCUCCUGCCUCAAGUUUUCACUGCUGCCCAAGGGUGUGCUGGGACCACAGAAGUCUCUGACCAAAGACCCCUUGCCCCAAGGAGCCACCUGGGUUAGACCUAGCCUUAGCAUCUUAUCAACUCUGGCCCCCACAUCAGUACCUGCUGAUACCCUUGAAGUUGCUGAUGCACCUCCACCUGUCCCAGCCCCACCUACACCACCUCCCCAAGAAGGGCCAGAAGGCAGACCCACCAGAUUCUCCUAUAAGGGUCGAAACCCCUUCCGGAGGGGCCCCUAUAUGCUUUCAGCAGAGAACUGGCUCUUCAGCCCCCGCAACCCCCCACCAGGAGGCCAGGGUGGGGGCCCCGGGGACCCCGACCGGCACUCCAUGUCCCUGCCCCUGCUGCAGGGUCUGUCCUCAGAGUUCGACAGCGACGAAUGAAGCUGAGGCAAGAGACGCAGGGGGCAAGGCCCCUAAGAUCUGACAUAGGGAUGAUGGUCCCCAAUAAACAUCAGCUGCUGCAC
Molecule: messenger RNA, 1088 nt
Organism: Onychomys torridus (southern grasshopper mouse)
Lineage: Eukaryota; Metazoa; Chordata; Mammalia; Rodentia; Cricetidae
Gene: C1H11orf42
Product: chromosome 1 C11orf42 homolog
Exons: 3
Coding region: 1-1005 (334 amino acids)
Source: RefSeq, a predicted model, not a curated record